AUGUACCUGAUCACUGUGUUGGGAAACCUGCUCAUCAUCCUAGCUGUCAGCUCAGACUCCCACCUCCACACACCCAUGUACCUCUUCCUCUCCAACCUGUCCUUGGUCGACAUCUGUUUCACCUCCACCACCAUCCCAAAGAUGCUGCUGAACAUCCAGACACAGAGCAAAGCCAUCACCUAUGCAGGUGGCAUAACCCAGAUGUAUUUUUUUACAUUAUUUGGAGGUUGGGACCACUUCCUCCUGACUGUUAUGGCCUAUGACCGAUAUGUGGCCAUCUGUCACCCCCUGCACUACACGGUCAUCAUGAGCUCUUGGCUCUGUGGACUGCUGGUUCUGGUGUCAUGGAUCAUAAUUGUCUCCUUAUUUUAUGGCACGGUCCUAGGCGUGAACUUCAGCUCUGCUGGUACUCACAGCUCACAGUCAAUUGCAGUCACCUCAGUGAUGUACACUGUGGUCACACCCAUGCUGAACCCCUUCAUCUACAGCCUCAGGAACAAAGACAUAAAGGGAGCUCUGAAAAGAGUUUUGGGGAUGGCAGACAGUGAGAAGCCUUGGAGGCUGAUCAUCAAAACUGGAGAGAAAAAUCUGGAAACACCUGGAGAAGAAGGGACCCCAGAACAGAGACUGGGGACAUCAUUUCAAGACCAUCGAGGACCUGAAGAUUCAGGUCUAUGCAAGUUCUGUGGACAAAGCUGCAUCACCCUGCAGAUUGAUGAUGCCCAUCUUGCUGCUGAAGACUUCAGAGUCAAGUACAAGGUGAAGCUAGCCAUGCACCAGUCUGUGAAGAGGGAUGUCAAUGGGCUCAGAAAGUUUAAUGUGCCUCUUUUACUUAUUUACUAA
This is a messenger RNA of Phyllostomus hastatus (greater spear-nosed bat), 843 nucleotides long. RefSeq names its product olfactory receptor 7D4-like. Gene Ontology annotation, biological process: G protein-coupled receptor signaling pathway. Gene Ontology annotation, cellular component: membrane. Lineage: Eukaryota; Metazoa; Chordata; Mammalia; Chiroptera; Phyllostomidae. The transcript has 3 exons. The record is from RefSeq and is a predicted model, not a curated record. The coding region runs from base 1 to 843 and encodes 280 amino acids. Gene Ontology annotation, molecular function: G protein-coupled receptor activity; olfactory receptor activity.